AUGAAGCGUGAAUACCUUCCCAUUGAGACACUUUCUGCUUGGACAAGGCUCAAUGGCAUCUCCGUCGAUGGGGUCACUUUCCGCAAGGUGCGAACCGAAGAUGGCAUAGACAAGGGAUGCGCGAUAGUAGCGACAGGAGAGAAGAGCAAUGAGAGCUCAGAGACCGGAGAAGUAGAUACAGAGACUCUCCUUCGAGUUCCCUCCGACUUGAUUCUGUCGCUUAGGUUGGUUGAAACUCAUGCCAAGUCUGAUCGGUAUCUGCGUGAGGUACUAGACGCCGUCGGCGAUUUCGGAAGAAAAUUGGUGUUGAGGGUAUGGGCUGAUAUGAACAGACAGCUAGGGGUGCGAUUUUGA
This is a messenger RNA of Aspergillus oryzae RIB40, 354 nucleotides long. RefSeq lists its product as uncharacterized. The transcript has 2 exons. The coding region runs from base 1 to 354 and encodes 117 amino acids. The record is from RefSeq and is a predicted model, not a curated record. NCBI's taxonomy places the organism in Eukaryota, Fungi, Ascomycota, Eurotiomycetes, Eurotiales, Aspergillaceae.